GGCGCCCGGGGCCCGGCGGAGGAUCCGGCUGCCGGUUCCCUGCGCCGCGCCGGAGGGUCUCUUGGCUGGGGCCGGACGGCGCGAUGGGGCCGGCGGCGCUGCAGCUGCUCUCGGCCGCCUGCUUGGCGUUCACCCUCGGCAUGUUCGGGACGGGCCUGUCUGACCUGCGACAGAUGUUUGCGACCCAAAGCGUGGAGAACAUCCAAUUCCUACCUUUUCUCACCACGGACGUCAACAACCUGAGCUGGCUGAGCUAUGGCUUCUUGAAGGGUGACUGGACGCUGAUUCUCGUCAACGCUGUUGGUGCAGCUCUUCAGACCGUAUACAUCCUUGUCUACUUCUAUUUCAGUCCAGAGAAGCGUGGCGUAUUGGUGAAGACCAUGGGCUUGUUGGCCGUGCUGCUGCUGGGCUACUGCUAUUUCAACCUGCUUGUCCCAGAUGUGUCUACGCGCCUUGCCCGCCUGGGGCUCUUCUGCAGCCUCUUCACCAUCACCAUGUACCUCUCGCCGUUGGCUGACUUGGCCAAGAUCAUCAGGACGCGGUCAACGCAAUGCAUCUCCUUCCCUCUGACCGUCACAACGUUCCUGGCCUCAGCCAGCUGGACGUUGUAUGGCCUUCUGCUUCAGGAUCUCUAUAUUGCAAUCCCCAACAUUCCGGGCAUCGCCACCAGUGUCGUUCGGUUCUGGCUUUUUUGGCAUUUCCCUCCGGACCCCAACAGACCUUACAAGUCGCUGCAGGCCUGAGAACCCGGGGACGGUCCGUGAGUGCUGUCGACGCUGGCUAAGAAACAGGAAGAAUGCCAAAAUUCCUUGGAUGGUAUUCCAGCUCUCUGGCGACCCAGAGUCGUGUGCCCGGCACAGCUCGGUCCACCAGCCAUCCCGUUGCCACAAGUGCCUCGUCAGUCAAGCCUCCUCGGUUUGAGAAGUACAUCUAAAAAUGCAGUGCUCCAAAUUAUACCCUACAGGACUGGUAUUGCUCUGCCUGGAUCCGAUCCAGUAGCUCCUGGGGGAAUGGCGUAGGCGUUCAGGGGACCAAGGAAAAUGGAUUCUUUUCCUGUCCAUCUCAGAGAUACGGCAGCUUGGAAAAUGCUGUCUCUUGCCUCUCGCCUCUAUGGCCUGCAUUUCCACCACCGACACAGUGGGAUCCAAUUGUGGCAUUAAUCCUGAAACUGUGCCUUCUUUGGACCAUGCUUUCUCUCCCUCCUCUUCUCCACCUCACCUGUCCCUCUUCUUUCCUCUGUCUCUGGGCCCCAGAAUGUAAGAUGCUGGCCUGAAUUUCUCCUCCCAAAUGAAGGAAGGAGGGGAAACCGAGUGGUGACAUUUCUGCUGGCAGGGAAACUCUUCCCCCAGUUUGUCUCCCACAGCAAUGUGAUUUUUUUUUACCAAGUGCCUUGGAGUAAAUAGAACUGAUUUUA
Molecule: messenger RNA, 1414 nt
Organism: Eublepharis macularius
Lineage: Eukaryota; Metazoa; Chordata; Lepidosauria; Squamata; Eublepharidae
Gene: SLC50A1
Product: solute carrier family 50 member 1
Exons: 6
Coding region: 84-743 (219 amino acids)
Biological process (GO): carbohydrate transport
Cellular component (GO): membrane
Molecular function (GO): sugar transmembrane transporter activity
Source: RefSeq, a predicted model, not a curated record